Molecule: messenger RNA, 1116 nt
Organism: Drosophila albomicans
Lineage: Eukaryota; Metazoa; Arthropoda; Insecta; Diptera; Drosophilidae
Gene: Tctp
Product: translationally-controlled tumor protein homolog
Exons: 1
Coding region: 126-644 (172 amino acids)
Cellular component (GO): cytoplasm
Molecular function (GO): calcium ion binding
Source: RefSeq, a predicted model, not a curated record
UCCUUCUUUUUUCGCUGUUUCAGCGCGUGGCAAGCGUGGUUCCCUGUUCGGUGCAGUUGUAAUUGCAAAUUUGCAAGCUAAAAUUCGGUCUAUCCUUAUUUAAUAACACAACUCACUGCUUCAAUAUGAAAAUCUACAAGGAUAUCAUCACCGGCGAUGAAAUGUUCGCAGACACCUACAAGAUGAAACUAGUUGAUGAGGUUAUCUAUGAAGUCUACGGUAAAUUGGUCAGUAGAAAAAGCGACGACAUUGUUCUCGCUGGCUCAAAUCCAUCAGCCGAAGAAGCUGACGAGGGCACAGAGUUAAAUGUCGAAACUGGCGUUGAUGUGGUGUUGAACCAUCGUCUGUCUGAAUGCUUCGCUUUCGGUGACAAAAAGAGCUUCACUCUCUAUCUGAAAGAUUACAUGAAGAAGGUUCUGGAAAAGUUGUCGGCAAGUGCGCCCGACCAAGUCGAUGUCUUCAAGACGAACAUGAACAAAGCCAUGAAGGAUAUUCUGGGCCGCUUCAAGGAUUUGCAGUUCUUCACCGGCGAGUCCAUGGACUGCGACGGAAUGGUUGCAAUGUGUGAAUAUCGUGAUAUCAAUGGCGCAAGCACUCCAGUUCUUAUGUUCUUUAAGCACGGCCUUGAGGAGGAGAAGUGCUAAUUUCUUUCGACUUGCGUUAAUGAUUGAUGUACCAUACAUAAAUUUCAAUUGCGGCUUUCAUGUGGAAACAACAACAACAGGAACGAAAAUCAACGCCCAUAACAACAAAGUGCAUGUGUACAUCGAUCACUAACAUACUCACACAUGCCUAUUCUAAACGAUUUUUCUAUUUACACACAAUAUUUUGCAAUAGUUCGAAAUUGACAACUCUCAACCAUUAUAAUUUGGAUGUAUUAUGAAAAAAAAAUUUUAGUUAAAGCAAAAGACUGCGCCAUCAGGAGCCACAUACAGUAGCAAAAUCUAACGAAUUUGUGGUAUCUGGAGAGAAACGUAAUUUAAUGUUUUAUAUCAACCACAUUUAUGUAUACUUUUGUUUACGUUUUCAAUUAAAAAUGUCAAAAAGAAUCGGAGGUAAAGAUCAUAUUUGUAUGUACGAAAAAAAAAUAAACGAAAACCUUAUACAUUUACUGCA